CACUGAAUGAAUACAUAUCAACUGGAUUUACUUUAACAAAUACAACAAUGCCAGUCAACCAUGUGGUCAUGUUCAAGUUCAAAGAUGAGGCAACUCCGAAAGAAGUCCAACCUAUUGUGAAUCAUAUGCUGGAUUUGAAGAACCGUUGCAUUCACCCUGCCACUGCAAGGCCGUAUAUCCUCUCUUCAAAGGGGGGACGAGAGAAUUCGAUAGAAGGAAUACAUAACGGCUUCACGCAUAUCUUUGUCCAUGAAUUCAAGAAUCCCGAGGAUAGAGACUACUAUGUCAGGACAGAUCCAGAACAUCUCUUAUUUGUCCAAAGUGCAAGACCCUGGAUCGAUAAGGUGCAGGUCGUGGACUUUGCUGUUGGGGCAUGUUUUAGAUCAUGUGAGGUCUUGAAAAACAAUCCCACGCUAGCCCCGUUAGGGUAUAUAAGCCCUUAUUCACCCCAGCAGUCAUUCAUCCAGCAAGACAGACAGAAUCAUCAAUACAAAGCAAGAACCAAGCCAUCAAGCAUUAAUACUCUUCGAAUCAACAACGCUCCAAAAGCCAACAAAAUGAUUCACCGCAAUAUCCCUCGAACAGCCUCUCGCCGGCUCUCCAACAGCUCUCGAGGCAUCCUAACUCCUCGUCGAACUAUGUCUCUCAUGCCUCGAUUCUCACCUCCAUCUCCAUUCUUCUCAAAUAGGAAUGGACCAACUGGAGAAUUCUCUUCUCUUUUCCGCCUCCUUGAUGAUUACACUGACCACGUCACCCGUCGCUUCGAUGAUACCUUCUCCGAAUUGAGCCGCAACAUGCCAACUACUUUUGCGCCAAAGUUUGAUAUCCAAGAGACCGAGGAAGCUUAUCAACUAGACGGUGAACUUCCCGGAAUUGAGAAGGAUGCAGUUCAAAUCGAGUUCGUCGACGAGAACACUCUGCAAAUCAAAGGACGGACGGAACGGAACUUUUCGUCUGGCAAUCCAUCCACAGAUGCCGAGGAUGUGACCAUGACUGGAGCCGGUAGUGAAUCAAAUACAAAUGCCGUCGGAUCUGCAUCUACUGAACCGCCUGCUACCGAAGGCUCCGAGACAACCAAAGCCGUUGCCAACACCUCCAAUGCUACCACAACAACAAACACCGGCAAUGGCCGCUAUUGGGUUACUGAGCGUUCAGUCGGGGAAUUCAGUCGCACAUUCUGUUUCCCAACACCAAUCAACCAGGAAGCCGUCAAGGCUAAUCUGAAGAAUGGUGUGUUGUCAAUCACAGUGCCCAAGAAGGUGGUUGAAGAGCCCGCCACUCGCCGCAUUGUCAUCGAGUAAAGCAAGUACCGAGGCAAAUUGAUGAGGCACAUGGUACGAUAUUCUGCAUAAUCUUGAUUUUUUUUUAGCGUUGCAUAUGCAUUACAUUGGUGUUUGUUUUGUUUUGGGAUUUCAGCCCCUUACAUCAUUUCAUGUAUCAAUACCUAGGUGACUGUACGUACCAGAUUUCCUUUGCCGAGUGGGCGUUUCCUUUCUCAGCUGCCAUCGCUUUUGUGAGGGCGCUCGCAGUCAGCCUCACUGAGUGGACACCAAGAGCGCGGCUGCAGACAAGUCACUCUGCAAAUUCAACUAACUUAGUGAUAGAUAUUCCUUCUGUUUCAAUUGAAGAACUAUUAUCAUAGUGCUUAGAAGUUACUUAGAAGUUACUUGUAAAGUAUCCAUAUACGUUUUAUACUAAUCACCUCUACACUAGCCCCUAGUUGGGUUAUAGAGGCCUCGAACCUAGCAUUUGCUAACAGAAAAUGGUUGGAUUGAGGUCCUAUUUUCAAACCGAGAUUUCUGAUGAAGUUUUUACAAUGGCCCAAUCCAGAUCUUUCAAGCUGUAUUAAAUUUCUAAGCGAAAGGGUAUCUAAG
Molecule: messenger RNA, 1874 nt
Organism: Talaromyces stipitatus ATCC 10500
Lineage: Eukaryota; Fungi; Ascomycota; Eurotiomycetes; Eurotiales; Trichocomaceae
Product: heat shock protein, putative
Exons: 5
Coding region: 48-1301 (417 amino acids)
Biological process (GO): response to hydrogen peroxide; response to heat; protein complex oligomerization
Source: RefSeq, a predicted model, not a curated record